Molecule: messenger RNA, 309 nt
Organism: Trypanosoma theileri
Lineage: Eukaryota; Euglenozoa; Kinetoplastea; Trypanosomatida; Trypanosomatidae
Exons: 1
Coding region: 1-309 (102 amino acids)
Source: RefSeq, a predicted model, not a curated record
AUGGAAUACGAGCCACGUGAAGUUACGUCACCUCAAAGGACAAUUCGGCGGAUGGCAUAUCUAGAGGGGAAACCAUCAAAAAAAUUGAACGUUGCGAAAGGGUGUGGAACUUGCGAUGGGAAGAGCGAAAGGCGGGUUAAAAGGGCUUCUCACAGCACUUCCAUUUCGUCAGUUCUGGUAUUAAUCAAAAAAACAACUAUAGAGAGAGAAAAUAUUGGGUGCACUUUUAUUUUUCAUGGGGAAGUUAUGGUUCUUACAGAUAAUUCUUAUAUAUUACUCUUUGAUUCUCCUUUUUAUUUGAUUUAUUAA